Molecule: messenger RNA, 1005 nt
Organism: Cinara cedri
Lineage: Eukaryota; Metazoa; Arthropoda; Insecta; Hemiptera; Aphididae
Source: the annotation of a GenBank genome assembly
AUGGUUCUUCAGAGAACUGGACCCUGGCAUCGGCAAAAAAUAAAAAUUCAAGUAAAAGGAACCUCUCCUCCUCCUCUUCUGAAAAAAAGUCGCCAAAAACAAAAAGCAACAAAAAAUUAUUUUGUACGGCUAACCGCUCUCACCGGAGUCAAAUCAACUCUUCCCCCACCAAUAUUUGUAAAAGGUGUAAUCUGUUUUACCGAUCUCUGCUCAGAACUCAUCGAGCUAAUUGGAGUAGACAAUUUCUCCUGUAAAUCCUCAGCUAACCACCUAAAAAUUAUGACGACCAACCCAGCUUCCUAUAGAACGCUGAUCCAUUUCCUCAAGAAACAAAAAGCGGAAUAUCACACAUAUCAGCUAAAGGAAGACAAUCCAAUGCGGGUAGUCAUCCGAAAUCUCCAUCCAUCCACGUCCACGGAACUUUUCAAAUCGGAGCUCGAGUUGCGCUUAUUUGAAGUACGUCAAGUAACUAGCGUAUUACACAAAAUCGAUAAACACCCUCUUCCGCUAUUUUUCGUGGACUUCGAACCAACAAGUCAGUCCAACGAUAUUCAUAAGCUUAAAUCUCUUAUCCAUACCAAAAUUAAAGUGGAAGAACCAUACAAAUUAAAAACAAUAAGCCAGUGUAUCAAUUGCCAGGAUUAUGGUCAUACCAAAUCGUAUUGCGGGUAUCCAGCUCGCUAUGUCCGCUGCGGUGCUCUCCACUCUUCUUCGGCCUGUACAAACCCACGGGAUGCUACUCCUAAAUGCGCCCUCUGCUCCGGUGAUCAUCCUUCAAACUAUAAAGGUUGCUCAGUUUACAAGGAGCAACAGCUUCGCAACAAACCAAAAAUGAGCAGUCCUUUGCUGGGGAAUCUUAGUCAUAAAAAAAGUGUACAGGUUAGUCAACCUGUGGUAACACCCUUAGCACAUUCAUCUGACUCGUCUCAAACCUACGCGCAAGCUACCUCUGGUACCCACCCAAACAACAUAAUCCCUCCUCCUGUAUCAGAUAUAAAUAAGUGA